This is a messenger RNA of Medioppia subpectinata, 1134 nucleotides long. Lineage: Eukaryota; Metazoa; Arthropoda; Arachnida; Sarcoptiformes; Oppiidae. The record is from the annotation of a GenBank genome assembly.
AUGACAGAUAUAUUCAGAGGAGAGACACCCGAAGACAUUAACAACAAAUGUCUGGACGUUUGUCACCGAUAUUUGGACGGCGUUUGGAGGGAUAUAACUGUGGAUCAGAUGGUUGUGCGAAGAGUUGGCGGCGGAUAUACUAAUCUGUUGUUUCAAUGCUCUCUAAGGGAUGAUAUAAAUGUGGUCUCCAGUGAACCAAAAGAUGUGUUCAUUAGGUUUUAUGGCAAGAAAUGGGUUAAGGAUAACAACGAAUCCAACGAAAGAUUGACUGAUAUUAUCAUCAAUUUAUUGACUUCUGAACACAAUUUGGGGCCAAAAGUGUACGGAAUGUUCAGCGAAGGCAUUGUUGGCGAAUAUAUCGAUGGUCAUCACAUGAGCCCUGAGGAUCAGUUAAAUCCGGCGAUUGUCAAAGAAUUUGCUCAAAAAUUAGCAAAAUUUCAUUCACUAAAUGUGCCGAUAGGUCGCGAUUAUGAUUGGCUAAAAACAACGUUUAAUAGAUGGUACGAUGGCGCACAUCUUAAGACACCACAUAUGGAUCAACUGCUCAACGAGAUUGAGACCAACAAUCUGUUGAAAUAUAAUCUAAAAGAGGAGAACGAAUGGCUGCACAAAUGCAUGGAUGCCAUGAAAUCGCCAAUAGUUUACUCACAUAACGAUAUAUUUACGGGAAAUAUAUUAGUUAACAAUCGGAUUAAUGAGACCAAUGAUGAUAAUAAUGUGGUGUUAAUUGAUUUUGAAUAUUCCCGACAUUUUUAUCGCGGAUUGGAUUUGGGUUUCUUUGUGAAUGAGUUCGGGAGAGACAGCAAUUUCUUCAUCCGCGAAGACCUGCCUCUGGCCGACGAUCAGUGGAUCCAAACAUUUUUGGGCCACUAUUUGGACGAAUCGGUGAAAAUUCGGGGCAAAGAGUUCGCCGAAAGACCCGAAAAUUCAAUGGAUGUUCUCUUAAAGGAAACAAAAUUCUUUACAUUAGUUAUGGAAAUAUAUCUGAUUUUCCCAUUUUAUGCCAUUAAUGAAACCCCCGAUUGUAACGAUAGGCGAGAGAUUUUGAGAAGAGCGAACACGUAUUACGGCCGGUAUAUUAAGCGUCGGAACGAGUUUGAAAAGUUAGGAAUUACACCAUUACCUCGAUAUUAA